GCCGCCGCUCCCGCCGCUCCCGCCCGGCCCGGCCCGGCCCGGCCCCACCGGAGCCCCCGCGGGGUCGGGCCCGGCCCCGCCAUGGCCGAGGAUUUCUGGGAGGCUCCGCGCCGCUGAGCCGGGCAGGGCCAUGGACCGGAUGAAGAAGAUCAAGCGGCAGCUCUCCAUGACGCUGCGGGGGGGCCGCGCCCCCGACAAGGCCCUGGGGGACCCCCGCGACGGCGCCGGCAGCGACAGCGAGCCGGGGGGGGACGAGGCCCGGAUGGGGUCGGACGGGGAGAGCGACCCCCCCUCGGGGACAUCCUCGGAGGAGGUGGCGUCACCCGUGAGGCUGCGGCAGCACCCGCGGCACGGAGCCUGCGAGGAUGUCACCAAGCGCCUGUCCCUGCCCGCUGACACCCGCCUGCCCGAGGGGGGGCUGGGGCUGCCCGGGCCCCUGAGCCGCCGCCUGCGCCGCGUCUCCCUGUCUGAAAUCGGCUUUGGGAAGUUGGAGACCUACGUGAAACUGGACAAACUGGGAGAGGGCACCUACGCCACGGUGUACAAGGGCCGCAGCAAGCUCACCGAGAACCUGGUGGCGCUGAAGGAAAUCCGGCUGGAGCACGAGGAGGGGGCGCCCUGCACGGCCAUCCGCGAGGUGUCCCUGCUGCGGGAUCUCAAGCACGCCAACGUGGUGACGCUGCACGACAUCGUGCACACGCCGCAGUGCCUGACGCUGGUCUUCGAGUACCUGGACCGGGACCUGAAGCAGUACCUGGACGAUUGUGGGAACGUCAUCAGCAUGCACAACGUCAGGCUCUUCCUGUUCCAGCUCCUGCGGGGUCUCGCCUUCUGUCACCGCCACAAGGUUCUGCACAGCGACCUCAAACCCCAGAACCUCCUGCUCAGCCGCCGGGGCGACCUCAAGCUGGCCGAUUUCGGCCUGGCCCGUGCCAAGUCCAUCCCCACCAAGACGUUCUCGAGCGAGGUGGUGACGCUGUGGUACCGCCCGCCCGACAUCCUGCUGGGCUCCACCGAGUACAGCACCCAGAUCGACAUGUGGGGGGUCGGCUGCAUCUUCUCGGAGAUGGUGACGGGGCGGCCGCUGUUCCCCGGGGCCACCGUGGAGGAGCAGCUGCACUUCAUCUUCCGUCUGCUCGGGACCCCAACGGAGGAGACGUGGCCGGGCAUCGUGUCCAACAAAAAGAUCCGGCACCCCUGUACCCCCGAGGGGCUGCGGCAGCACGCGCCACGGUUGGACCAGGACGGCGCCGACCUCCUGGGGCAGCUGCUGCAGUUCGAGGGGCGGCGGCGGCCCGCGGCGGAGGCCAUGGGACACCCGUUCUUCAGCUGCCUGGGGCCGCGUGUCAGCAACCUGCCCGACACCACGUCCAUCUUCGCGCUGAAGGAGAUCCAGCUGCAGAAGGAGCCGGGGCUGCGCACAGGGCCCCUGCCCCCCACAGGUUCUUCCGCCUUCCGGGUGCUCGACACCGAGUUCUGAUGUUGAGCAGCCCCCGGAUCGCUGCUGCGCCCCCCAGGACCCCCCAGAUUCGGGGCUGGGGUCACCCCAAAAAAACCUCCAGGACUUUGGGGACACCCCAAAACUCCUCGGGGGGGGGGUCCUUGGACUGCUGACCCCCCCCCAAAAAUCCCCAACACCUCCCCCCCACCCCCCCAAGGAACUGCUGCUGGAUUUUGGGGGGGGGCUUCAGUGGGACCCCCAUUGUGGGGGGGUCUGGGGGGGGAAUUUGGGUCCCCCCAUUUUUGGGGGUCCCCCCCAUUUUUUGGGGGGUUCUUUCCCCCCCCAAUUUACGUCGAGUUUUAUUUUUUCAAGGCAAUAUUAUAAAUCAGAGUCUAUAUCGGCCCCUCCCCCCUCCCCAGGGCGGGGCCUGAGGGGGAGGGGCCAAAAAGGGGCGGGGCUGUUACGGGAGUGGGGGAGGGGCGCGUACUCGGAGGUUACUCGUGCUGUACUCCAGGGUUACUCAGACUUUACUCCAAGGUUGGGCCCACUUCACUCCAUGGUUACUCCAGGGUUACUCUGGGGUUACUCAGAAUUUAUUCCAAGGCUGCGCCCAUUUCACUCCGUGGCUACUCCAGGCUGACUCAGACUUUACUCCAAGGUUGGGCCCACUUCACUCCAUGGUUACUCUGACUUUACUCCAAGAUUCGGCGCUCUUCACUCCAUGGUUAUGCCAGGAUUACUCCAGGGUUACUCUGACUUUACUCCAAGGCAGCUCAGGCCCAGCUCUGGGCCACCCCUGCCCUACUCCAGCCUUACUCCAGGGUUACUCAGCCUCCUCUCGCUCCUGCUCUUGGUUACUCCUGAGUUACUCCAAGUUCUUACUCAGACCCUCCUCCGCUUUUACAUCGAGGUUGCUCCGGACUCAGUUCCUACUCAGACUUUACUCCAGAGUUACUCACGGCCAGGGCGGGGCCGUUACUCUGCUCUUACUCUAGGCUGCUCCUGGAGAUCCUUACUCUGAGGUUACUCUGAGGUUACUCAGCCUUUGAGGGACUUGCAGGCAGAACUUACUCCAGACUUACUCAGCUCCUCACUCCGGCCUUGCUCAGCUCCCCCUUUCUGGGUUGUUUUGGGUCCUUUCGCGCUGCUCACACCUUACUCAUACCUUACUCCGGGUGCUUGGACCCUCUUUGCCUUUGCUCUGUGCUUACUCCGCCCUUACUCAGCGCUUCCCGCACUCGCUCAGCCCCCGCUCGGAGCUUACUCAGCCUUUACUCAGAGGUUACUCAGCCCUCUUACCAGACAUGACUCAGCCUUUACUCAGAGGUCACUCAGAAGUUGCCCAGUCUUUACUCGGAAGUUACUCAGCCCUUGAAUGGACAUUACUCACACUUUCCUCCAGGGUUACUCACAGGCCACCCACAAGGGACUCCUCUCCCCUCACUGGCUACUCCGGGGUUACGCCCACUUUACUCUGAGGUGGUGUUUGAGUCCAGGGUUACUCCGAGGUUACUCCAAGGUGAUGUUUUACUCUGGGGUUACUCCACUGUCACUCUCACUUUACCCCGAGAUUACUCCGGGGUUACUCCCACCUUACUCUGGUUUUACUCCGAGGCUCCUCCCCCUCCCCCAGCCUCACUCAGGACCGCCCCUCCCCCAUGGGGGCGGGGCCUCGCUCUGCAGGGGGCGUGGUCUCUGUGGCCCCGCCCCCACCCAGGGAAGGGGGGGAGGGGCGGGGGGAGCCCCAGACCGCGAUGGAGGGAGGGAAGGGGGGG
Messenger RNA from Camarhynchus parvulus, 3216 nucleotides. RefSeq names its product cyclin dependent kinase 16 (gene CDK16). The record is from RefSeq and is a predicted model, not a curated record. Gene Ontology annotation, biological process: exocytosis; neuron projection development; protein phosphorylation. NCBI's taxonomy places the organism in Eukaryota, Metazoa, Chordata, Aves, Passeriformes, Thraupidae. Gene Ontology annotation, cellular component: synaptic vesicle; cytoplasm; nucleus. Gene Ontology annotation, molecular function: protein kinase activity; ATP binding.